AUACCUGAAAACGAGCUUAAGGGGCAAAACGCGGCUGUCGCGCGCGGUGCCAUAGAGGGCGCACUCGCAGGCUCAGCAAUCGUAGCACCGACAUGGUACCUGCUAAAUCGCAGAUGGCCGGCUUUUCGUGCUUUGCCCACUGCGAUGAAGACGCUGGGCGCCGUCAUCAUCUUAGCGCCCUUAAUUUCCAUUAGGGCGGAGCACCGUGGGCUGGACUUUGAUCGCCAGCACUGGUCGGGUAUUGAAAAGACGGAGCUGGAGAAGGAACGAGAGGAAGAGCGGAGGAGGUGGGCUUCGUUGAGCCCUAAGGAUAAAUUAGCGGAGUGGACAGCGAAACACCAGCUCAGCGUUAUCGUUGGCAGCUGGGCCCUUACUAUGGGUCUCGUCGGAAGCAAAGUCAUGCGUGACCCCUUGAUCUCUACGCCAAACAAGAUUGUUCAAGUGCGUCUCUGGGCUCAGGGACUUACUAUCGGUGUCAUCAUCGCAGCAGCCGCUCUAACACACUCUCAGCGCGCACAGGCGGCUAACAUGAGGAAGCACUCUCCAGAUCAUACUUGGGUUUACCUGCUGGACGAACAGCGCCUUAACAAGGAACGUGCACAAAAGGCUUAG
This is a messenger RNA of Suillus subalutaceus, 612 nucleotides long. RefSeq lists its product as uncharacterized. NCBI's taxonomy places the organism in Eukaryota, Fungi, Basidiomycota, Agaricomycetes, Boletales, Suillaceae. The annotation marks the transcript as partial. The transcript is spliced from 6 exons. The record is from RefSeq and is a predicted model, not a curated record.